Lampris incognitus (smalleye Pacific opah) is the source of this 4880-nucleotide messenger RNA. RefSeq names its product AP-1 complex subunit beta-1. The record is from RefSeq and is a predicted model, not a curated record. Gene Ontology annotation, cellular component: membrane coat; clathrin adaptor complex. Gene Ontology annotation, biological process: vesicle-mediated transport; intracellular protein transport. Gene Ontology annotation, molecular function: clathrin binding. The transcript has 22 exons. NCBI's taxonomy places the organism in Eukaryota, Metazoa, Chordata, Actinopteri, Lampriformes, Lampridae. Bases 169 to 3060 code for a protein of 963 amino acids.
ACCGCCACCCUCCGAAUUCUUCCUGUUACGUUUCCCACGGCUGUGUUUUGGACGAAAACUGAGUAACCAGUAUUUAGCAACUAGUUAAGCUGGUCAAGGAACGUCGUUCGUCCUCUGUGGGAUUUUAGCGUUGACGGUUCGUGCAAGCAGAUUUUAAGGCCAGUAAUCAUGACGGACUCCAAAUAUUUCACAACAAACAAAAAAGGUGAGAUCUUUGAGCUGAAGGCAGAACUGAACAAUGAGAAAAAAGAGAAGCGAAAGGAGGCAGUAAAGAAGGUCAUUGCUGCCAUGACUGUGGGCAAGGAUGUGAGCUCUUUGUUCCCAGAUGUGGUUAAUUGCAUGCAGACUGACAACCUGGAGCUUAAGAAGCUGGUCUACCUCUACUUGAUGAAUUAUGCCAAGAGCCAACCAGACAUGGCCAUCAUGGCUGUCAAUAGCUUUGUCAAGGAUUGUGAAGACCCUAACCCACUGAUUCGAGCUCUGGCUGUGCGCACCAUGGGCUGCAUUCGAGUGGACAAGAUCACUGAAUACCUGUGUGAGCCGCUAAGAAAGUGUCUGAAGGAUGAGGACCCCUAUGUCAGAAAGACAGCAGCGGUUUGUGUGGCCAAGCUUCAUGACAUUAAUGCCCAGAUGGUGGAGGACCAGGGCUUCCUGGAUUCCCUAAGGGACCUCAUUGCUGACUCGAAUCCCAUGGUUGUUGCCAAUGCGGUGGCUGCACUGUCAGAGAUUAGCGAGUCGCAUCCUAACAGCAAUCUGCUAGACCUUAACCCCCAGAACAUCAACAAGCUGCUGACAGCCCUCAAUGAGUGCACAGAGUGGGGGCAGAUUUUCAUCCUAGACUGCCUGUCUAACUACAAUCCUAAGGAUGACCGAGAGGCCCAAAGCAUCUGUGAGCGUGUCACCCCCCGGCUUUCCCAUGCGAACUCAGCAGUGGUGCUUUCAGCUGUCAAGGUGCUGAUGAAGUUCUUGGAGCUUCUGCCGAAGGAGUCAGAUUACUACAACACCCUGAUGAAGAAACUGUCCCCACCACUGGUCACAUUACUCUCUGGGGAGCCCGAGGUCCAGUAUGUGGCGCUGAGGAACAUCAACCUCAUCGUCCAGAAAAGGCCUGAGAUCCUGAAGCAGGAGAUCAAGGUGUUCUUUGUCAAAUACAAUGACCCGAUCUAUGUGAAACUGGAGAAACUGGACAUCAUGAUCCGCCUGGCCUCCCAGGCCAACAUUGCCCAGGUUCUGGCUGAACUGAAGGAAUAUGCUACAGAAGUGGAUGUUGACUUUGUUCGUAAGGCUGUCAGAGCCAUUGGACGCUGUGCCAUCAAAGUUGAGCAAUCAGCUGAGCGCUGUGUCAGCACCCUGCUGGAUCUGAUCCAAACCAAGGUCAACUAUGUGGUUCAGGAAGCCAUUGUGGUUAUCAGGGACAUCUUCCGCAAGUAUCCUAACAAAUAUGAGAGCAUCAUAGCCACACUGUGUGAGAACCUGGAUUCGCUGGAUGAACCUGAUGCACGUGCCGCUAUGAUAUGGAUUGUUGGCGAGUAUGCCGAAAGAAUUGAUAAUGCGGACGAGCUGCUAGAGAGCUUUCUUGAAGGCUUCCAUGAUGAAAGCACCCAAGUCCAGCUCACCUUACUCACUGCCAUUGUGAAGCUAUUUCUUAAGAAGCCAUCUGAGACCCAAGAGCUGGUGCAGCAGGUCCUCAGCCUGGCUACUCAGGACUCAGAUAACCCUGACCUGCGUGACAGGGGUUACAUCUAUUGGCGCCUGCUGUCCACUGAUCCGGUGACAGCCAAGGAGGUGGUCCUGUCGGAGAAGCCCCUCAUCUCUGAGGAGACAGACUUGAUUGAGCCCACCCUGCUUGAUGAACUCAUCUGCCACAUUGGCUCACUGGCCUCUGUGUAUCACAAACCCCCCAACGCCUUUGUAGAAGGCAGCCAUGGCAUCCAUCGCAAACACCUGCCCAUCCAGCACAGCAGCAUUGAACCAGGCGAGAGCCCUGUGACUAGUGGGCCAACUGCCCCCAUGGAUCAGCCACAUGUCAUUCCCAGCCAAGGGGACCUUCUCGGGGAUCUGCUAAACCUGGACCUGGGCCCUCCAGUCAAUGUCCCCCAGGUAUCAUCUAUGCAGAUGGGUGCUGUAGACCUGCUAGGAGGAGGGCUGGACAGCUUGCUUGGGGGAGACCUAGGCGGAGGUGUUGGGGGAAGUCCUGCAGUGGGACAGAACUUCAUCCCCUCAUCUGUCCCCAAUACAUUUGCUCCAUCACCAACACCAGCACCUGCGGCUCUCAGCAGCGGUCUAAAUGACCUGUUUGAGCUUUCCACAGGCAUGGCCAUCACCACUGGAGGCUAUGUGGCCCCUAAAACAGUCUGGCUGCCCGCUGUGAAGGCCAAAGGGCUGGAGAUUUCUGGAACCUUCUCUCGCCGCCAGGGCCACAUGUAUAUGGACAUGACCUUUACCAACAAAGCACUGCAACACAUGACUGACUUCGCCAUCCAAUUCAACAAAAACAGGUCAGAGAGGCAAGAUGGCAGAUAUGAAGGUUUUGGUGUAAUCCCCACCAGCCCUCUGCCCAUUCACACUGCACUGAUGCCAAGCCAGAGCAUUGACGUCUCCCUCCCUCUCAACACCAUUGGGCCAGUCAUGAAAAUGGACCCACUCAAUAACUUGCAGGUGGCUGUGAAGAACAACAUAGAUGUCUUCUACUUUAGCGGGCUGAUCCCUCUCAACAUAUUCUUUGUUGAGGAAGGAAAAAUGGAGCGGCAGGUGUUCCUUGCUACCUGGAAAGACAUCCCUAAUGAGAAUGAGCUGCAGUACCAGAUAAAGGACUGCCACCUCAAUGCAGACACAGUAUCAGGAAAGCUGCAAAACAAUAACAUCUACACCAUUGCCAAAAGAAAUGUGGAGGGACAAGACAUGCUCUACCAGUCUCUCAAACUCACCAAUGGAAUUUGGAUCUUGGCUGAGCUCCGGAUUCAGCCUGGUAACCCCAACUAUACGCUGUCAUUAAAAUGCCGGGCUCCUGAGGUGUCUCAGUAUGUUUACCAGGUGUAUGACUCAGUCCUGAAGAACUGAAGUUUGCUCUGUUCCUCUGUGUACCUCUCAACCCAUCUUUUUUUUUCAUGAAGACAAAUGGCAGUACAUAGUAUUUGCUUCCAUGUACAAAUAACUGCCAAACAAUGGAAACACCACAUUCUGCAAGGGAUACACAUCAUUUUGAAAGAAAGCUGGGUGCAUUUACCUUAGUUUAACCUCACUCAGUCCGUUCACAGGCAAUGCAAAUACAAGUAAACACAAGGCCAUGCAGUGAUCGCCAACAUAUUGUAUAUCAAAAGGGUUUUCUACACUGAGAGUUUUCUUGUUGGAUGCAAGUGAGUAGAUUGAGGUAUUCUUGAGUGGUCGCUCAAUGACUUAAUGGAAGUAGAAAAUAUGUAAACUAUAUACUAUGAAUUCUAUUCCCAAAUGUGUGAACCCAUCCCAGAUUUUGGGAUGCCACCUAAAAAUUCGUCUAUCAUCAACUGAUCACAAAAUGAUGGAAUUUCUCCUUAAAUAAAAACAUUGCAUUCUUCCAGUUGAAGUUCUGCACACUUGAUGUAGGUGUCUCCUUUGUUUCGGCAUUUACCUGCAUUCCAUUCUUUAACUUCACCUUCCAGUUUACCUCCUUGUGGAAACUAGAUGUAUCUCAUUCCCCGCUGUUUGUAGAUGUCUUAAUGUUGUAAGACGUGAUUGAUGGUGAAACUGAGUGGAAAUCUAAAUUUCCUCAACUCCAUUGCUUUUUGUCUUUUUAGAUUUUCAGAGUUGUUUAUCGCCUUUUCUUUAUUUGUAUUUUUGAUAACCAUUCUGUUUCAGGUACUCCAGACUUGAUCUUUACAUUACAAGAUUAUAUUCCAUUUAGAGGUAUCUGCACUUUUUUCUGAAAUGGUAUUUGCUUGUCAGUUUUAGUAUUUACAAAGGCUAACAGUUGGCACCUCUGAGCCAGUAAUUCUGGCCCAAGUGGUGGUCAGGAAGUGAGAACAAGACAACUUGACAUUGUUAAUUCAUUAGGCUUUAAAGGAUCAGCAUUCUGCUAUUUGUUUGGGAACCACUUAAUUUCACAGCUAGUUGUGUUUGCAUGUAAGUGCCAUUUUUUAAGACCUCUGCAGCUGAUCAUUUUAUGCCUAAUUGUUUUUAUAAUUGCUCCGUCUACUGCAGCUACAUGGGUGUACUAAACUUCAUGCAGUGAUAUUGCCAUUCAUUUGCAUAAUCUUAUUGUCUUUUAUGUAGCUGUACUGUCAGCUUUAUUUUUUACUUUCAGUAAUGUGCUGUAAAUGUAUUGAAUUGGAAUUUAUGUAACUGGUUCAAAUGCAUUCUCUAUAGAGUAAAAUGGCUUAUUAAUACUCCAUAUGCUGCUGUCCCAGUUCAGCCUAACCAGAACCAUUUUCACACUGAGAAAACCUCCUCAAAUGCCAAGUUUGUGUUUGUUUGCUUUUAAAAUGAAUUUCCUUUCACUGGCAUGGUGUGUAAUAAACAAGAUAACAUAGCGCUUGCUUACCAACAAAGGACCAAGAAUUCUUGUGUACACAGUGCAUUGUAGUAAUACGGUGUGCUUUGCAAAAAGGCCUAGUGAAAUUAAGACUAUAUAAACCUUUACCUGAGAUGUACUUCACCUUGUUCAGUCCCGUUAAAAAGCCCAGUUAAGGCUAUAAAAAAUUUUAAUGUGCAAAGUUUUUAGAUGAUGAUGUUGAAUUCAUAGCAUUUCAUUUAACCUGCACUUAACCAGAACAAGCUACCAUGGCACCUAACAGAAUGGAAGGUUCAUAUAGUAUGGUUUCUGUAACCCUCAUAUACGUCACUCCUUAUUGUAAACCUUUGAUUGUACACUCUCUUAUGUCAAUAAAAUGUCCAUUUCAGUCUGA